Molecule: messenger RNA, 461 nt
Organism: Cylicocyclus nassatus
Lineage: Eukaryota; Metazoa; Nematoda; Chromadorea; Rhabditida; Strongylidae
Source: the annotation of a GenBank genome assembly
AUGAUUCCAUUUCACAUCGUUUUUACAGAAUUGAACUUUGCAUAUUUGAGUUUGGUAACGUCACUAUGUUUGGCAAGUCACACACGCAGACACCUCGUUAGCUUCUGCUUCAAGUUAGAAGGAAGUCUACGGAAUGAUGGUAAACUGGGCGCAACUCGUUUUUGCAUUGGUCACACUCAUCACAUUACCAUUGUAUAUGAUGAUAAUGUUGGUAAUCUUUCGGAGACCAAAGCUCUCUCUAUUUCACGUUCUUAUGCUCUCGCAGGGUUUCGCUGACAUAUUUGCUGUAAUCAGCUACGAUUUCUUUACUGUUCUGCGCAACGCUGAGCUAUGCGAUCCCUUUUUCUGGCAAUAUCGAGAUUACCUUGCCAAUGGUGCUAUUAUGUUUAUCAAUUAUUCUAUGUAUCUCCGAUGCACUGGGGUUACAUUAAUAUCAAUACAACGAUACAUUAUUGUUUGCC